AUGCCGCGAAAGACCUCUAAAAAACAGCUGCUCGUGGAAGAAUUGCAUGCUCCAGCGAGAAAAAAUUUCCCACGUAGACGUCUCAUAGUACGCGGAUACGACGAUCUGUGGCAGGCGGACGUGGUCGAGAUGCGUCCAUAUGCACGAUUCAAUAAAGGCUACAACUAUAUACUCACAGUUAUCGAUGUGUUGAGCAAAUAUGCGUGGGCUGUACCGCUCAUGAGUAAGAGUGGAAACGAGAUGUCGGAAACGAUGGCAAAGAUAAUUCGAGACGUAGGAAAAUGCUCGAAAAAUUUACAAACCGAUAGAAGAAAAGAAUUUUACAACGCAAAUAUACAGAAACUCGUGAAGAAACACAGCAUUAAUCUACGGCGUGCACCGUUGAGAGGGAGGACGUCCAAUCUGGCACAAUGGAUAAAACGCCAGUCGGCGAAGCGAGUGAAGCUGCCGCCGCGAACAUAG
Molecule: messenger RNA, 462 nt
Organism: Formica exsecta
Lineage: Eukaryota; Metazoa; Arthropoda; Insecta; Hymenoptera; Formicidae
Exons: 1
Coding region: 1-462 (153 amino acids)
Biological process (GO): DNA integration
Molecular function (GO): nucleic acid binding
Source: RefSeq, a predicted model, not a curated record